Molecule: messenger RNA, 3228 nt
Organism: Neltuma alba
Lineage: Eukaryota; Viridiplantae; Streptophyta; Magnoliopsida; Fabales; Fabaceae
Product: glutamate receptor 3.3
Exons: 6
Coding region: 231-3035 (934 amino acids)
Biological process (GO): G protein-coupled receptor signaling pathway
Cellular component (GO): membrane
Molecular function (GO): G protein-coupled receptor activity; ligand-gated monoatomic ion channel activity
Source: RefSeq, a predicted model, not a curated record
UUUCAUCGAGGGCAAAUUGAGGCUGCGCGGCAGAUAUGAAGGAUUUAGCUGCAGCUUGCGUCUUUCGAUUCACCUCGUGCACAGUGAAUAUGUGCCACAUGUUUCUUCCGCCUUUUCAUUUUUGAAAGCUUCGUGAGCUUCCAUGCUUUCUUUUGUCAGAAUCAGAUGCUGCUAAUUAAUAAUCAUCUUCUCCUGAAGUCUUCGUUUCCUCUCUGCUUCUGUUGUAAGCCAUGAAUUUGCUUUGGGCUGUUUCUUGCCUGUUCGUGCUUUUCACAGUGCCUCCUUAUGCCAUCAGCGGUAAUUCGUCGAGGCCGGCCGUCGUGCAUAUCGGUGCUCUCUUCACCUUUGAUUCUACUAUUGGGAAAGUUGCUAAAAUCGCGUUGGAGGAAGCCGUGAAGGAUGUAAACGCCAAUGCUAGCGUACUCCCUGGAACUAAACUUGUCCUUACUGAGCAAAAUUCCAAUUGCAGUGGUUUUUUGGGCAUGGUUCAAGCUCUGCGGUUCAUGGAGACUGAUGUGGUGGCAAUCAUAGGCCCACAAUCUUCCGUUGUUGCUCACAUAAUAUCUCAUGUGGCAAAUGAGCUUCAGGUCCCUCUGUUGUCAUUUGCAGCGACGGACCCAACCCUAUCCAACCUACAGUUUCCUUUUUUCGUGAGAACAACGAUGAGUGAUUUGUACCAAAUGGCUGCAGUUGCCGAAAUUGUUGAUUAUUAUGGUUGGAAGGAGGUCAUUGCUAUUUUUAUAGAUGAUGAUUUCGGACGAAAUGGCGUGUCAGCCUUGGAUGAUCAAUUAUCAGCUAGGCGCUGUAGAAUCUCUUACAAGGCAGGAAUUAGAUCAGGAACUGGAGUUGAUCGGGGUGAAAUCACGGAUUUGCUGGUGCAGGUGGCUCUAAUGCAAUCUCGGGUCAUUGUUCUCCAUGCAAAUCCUGAUUCAGGAUUUAUGGUUUUCAAUGUUGCACAGUAUCUUGGGAUGACAGGGAAUGGCUACGUCUGGAUAGCCACAGACUGGCUCUCCUCUGUUGUGGAUUCUACUUCUCUCCCUUCGGAUACAAUGAGUGUUCUUCAGGGCGUUCUUGUUUUACGCCAACAUACUCCUGAUUCAGAUAGUAAAACAGCAUUUCUGUCUAGGUGGAACAAGUUUACUGGAGGCUCUGUGGGGUUACAUUCUUAUGGCCUUCAUGCAUAUGAUACCGUUUGGCUGCUUGCACAUGCUAUUGAUGCAUUCUUCAACCAGGGUGGGAUUAUAUCAUUUUCUAACGACUCUAGGAUACAUGAUGCUGACGAGAGUAAUCUUAACCUUGAGGCAAUGAGCAUUUUUGACAAUGGAACGCUUCUCUUGAACAACAUAUUGCAGAGCAACUUUGUUGGUUUAACAGGUCCCGUAAAAUUUGAGUCAGAUAAAUCUCUUGUUCGCCCUGCAUAUGAUAUUAUCAAUGUGGUGGGAACUGGUAUUCGUCAGGUUGGUUACUGGUCCAACUAUUCUGGUCUGUCCAUUGUACCUCCUGAGACAUUGUAUGCUAAGCCUCCUAAUCGCUCAAGUGCAAACCAACAACUUCAUGCUGUAAUAUGGCCUGGAGAAACACUAUCAAAACCCCGUGGAUGGGUUUUUCCAAACAAUGGAAAACAAUUGAGAAUUGGUGUACCUAUCCGAUUUAGUUACCGUGACUUUGUAUCACCCAUUCAAGGAACUGAUAUGUUUAAAGGUUUCUGCAUUGAUAUAUUCACGGCAGCUCUAAACUUGUUACCGUAUGCUGUUCCAUAUCGCUUUGUCCCAUUUGGAGAUGGCCGUAAAAACCCAAACUACGAUGAACUUGUUAGGUUGAUCACCACAGGGUACUUCGAUGGUGCUGUUGGUGACAUUGCCAUUGUCACAAACCGGACAAAGGUUGUAGAUUUUACACAGCCAUACAUUGAAUCUGGACUUGUUGUGGUGGCGCCUUUUAAGAAAACAAACUCUGGUGGAUGGUCUUUUCUGCGGCCAUUUACUCCUUUAAUGUGGAUUGUCACCGCUUCUUUCUUCUUUUUCAUUGGGAUAGUUGUAUGGAUUCUGGAGCAUAGAAUAAAUGACGAGUUCAGGGGUCCACCUAGACAGCAAAUUAUAACCAUUUUAUGGUUCAGCUUGUCAACUCUAUUCUUUGCCCAUAGAGAGAAUACUAUGAGUACUCUUGGUCGCGUGGUGGUAAUCAUAUGGCUGUUUGUAGUUUUGAUAAUCAAUUCUAGCUACACAGCAAGUUUGACAUCAAUCCUCACAGUGCAGCAACUAUCUUCUCCUAUCAGUGGAAUAGACAGCUUAAAAGCCGGUGAUGAACCUAUAGGGUAUCAAGUGGGUUCAUUCGCAGAACAUUAUUUGGCUGACGAUGUUGGAAUAUCCAAAUCCAGGCUUGUUGCCCUUGGAUCUCCUGAAGAAUAUGCCAAGGCUCUCCAGCUUGGUCCUGAGAAAGGAGGUGUUGCUGCUAUAGUUGACGAACGACCCUAUGUUGAAAUUUUCCUAUCAACCCAUUGCAGCUUCAGGAUAGUAGGUCAGGAAUUCACCAGAAGCGGCUGGGGGUUUGCAUUCCCACGGGACUCCCCUCUGGCCAUUGACUUGUCAACUGCAAUUCUACAACUUUCUGAAAAUGGUGAACUGCAGCGGAUUCAUGAUAAGUGGCUCCUAGGAAGAGCCUGCAGUACGGAUGAUACUGAAAUCGAUUCAGAUCGGCUUCGGUUUAAAAGCUUCUGGGGUCUCUUCCUUAUGUGUGGGAUUGCUUGCAUUGUUGCGCUUUCUAUCUAUUUUCUGCAGAUUGUGCUGCAGUUACGCCAUUCUGCUCCUGCUCAACCGGCUGCUUCCAAUGGAAGCUCAGUUUCUCGACAUUUUCGGAGAUUUAUUUCACUGAUCGAUGAGAAGAAAGAACGGUCCAAUAACAGCGGUAGAAAGAGGGUUGAAGCCCAAAGAUCAUCAGAAGAAGAUGGAUUGGGGAGGCAGCUAAAGAGGUUACAAACUGAAACAAGUCAAACAACUACUCAACUCAAUUUUUCAGUACAAAAGGAUCAGGUAUAACCUGAAUACAUCAAAUAGAAUCCAAACUCUUCCUCUAGGCUCAAUUUUAAUCAUUGACCUUGGCUAUUUCCUUACAAAUCGACACAUCAGGGCAUUGCAAAUAUUAUAUGUUUGAUCAACUACUUACACCUUGUACUGUUCAAGACCACAAUAGACGCGAAUUGAAACAAAGAAUUUCUAAUGUAUUCAUUGC